GGAAAAUAAUUUCUGUCAAACCUAAUUCUUUUUCAAUCUAUCAUAGAAACGUUCUGUUUGGUAGUCAAGAAAGCUGAGUAAAACAGAAAGGAAAACAAAUUUCAUAUUUUCCUUCUUCAUUUGUUCAAAAACCUAACUCCAUUUCCUCUAUCUCCUACUGAAUUCAACUGAAACAUGUCGAAGUUCGAGUUUCCGAGACUCUCCCGCUCGGAAAUAGUGACGAUAUUGGCAGAGUCACAAAUCGCCAAUAUAACCGAAAACGACCUCAAGAACCCAAACGCAGAUUUCUUAUCGGAUCUAUACACCCGACUUCUCAUCCAUCUUGAUCUUCUUCAAGAAGAAGAUCAAGGGCAAGUUGAGUUCGCUGCUCUGGAGCAGCUUGAGAACCCAGACCAUCACGUAGACUCGGUUAGGAUCAUGAAUUUGUGCAUUAGAAUAAGAGAGAUGGUGAGCAUGGUGGGUUGCAAACUGCAAUUUACUCUCAAAGAUCUUUUGAGACCGCAGGGAGACCGGACUGAAUUUUAUUUAAGUGCAAUUCUCAAUUUCUGUCUUCACAG
Jatropha curcas is the source of this 557-nucleotide messenger RNA. Lineage: Eukaryota; Viridiplantae; Streptophyta; Magnoliopsida; Malpighiales; Euphorbiaceae. The record is from RefSeq and is a predicted model, not a curated record.